AUGCCCGCCUGGGGGAUCCUGCCCGUCACCCUGCCCACCGUCACCAUCACCGGCAUGUGGAUCGUGUAUGCCAUGGCACUCUCCAACAACCACAUCUGCCCAGUCCACAACUGGAGUUAUAACCAGUCCUGUGGGCUGGACGGCCCCAUUUCGUGCUGCACUCUGGAUCACAUUCCUCUGGUCAGCAAGUGUGGCACCUUCCCUCCAGAGAGCUGCUUCUUCAGCCUGAUCUGCAGCCUGGGAUCGUUCAUGGUGAUGCUCGUGGGCCUGCUGAGAUAUGCCCACGUCAUCGAGUGCUGCGGGCCGUCCCUCCUCAACACCCUGGGGCUGGCAGCAGGCUGGAUCUGCGCCGCCGGUCUCACCAUGGUUGGCAACUUUCAGGUGGACUAUGCCAAGGUGCUGCAUUACAUUGGCGCAGGUGUGGCAUUUCCUACCAGCAUGCUCUUUGUGUUCCUGCAGUCGGUUCUGACUUACCGCAUGGCGAAAACCAGGGGCCACUACUGGACUGGUCACUUGCGCAGCAUCCUCUCCGCUUUGGCCUUCAUCACCCUUGUCUUCAGUGGCGUGUUCUUCGUCCAGGACAGUUUUGUGCUGCAGCACGUGGCCGCCCUGUGCGAGUGGAUUUUCAUCAUCAAUAUCCUUGUCUUCUACGGCACCUUCACUUUUGAGUUCGGCGCCAUCUCCACAGACACGUUCCUGGUGCUUCUGAAAGCCAGCCGGGCUCCCAAGAGCUACAAAUCUGACAGCAGCACGGCCAGCACAGCGCACGGCCACAGCCACUCCGAGGGCCUGGCCAUGGUCUGA
Emys orbicularis (European pond turtle) is the source of this 804-nucleotide messenger RNA. RefSeq names its product transmembrane protein 150A-like. The transcript has 7 exons. The record is from RefSeq and is a predicted model, not a curated record. Lineage: Eukaryota; Metazoa; Chordata; Testudines; Emydidae. The coding region runs from base 1 to 804 and encodes 267 amino acids.